CUUUCUUUUGAAUCUCUCCUUCUUCUUCUUCUUCCCCAAAUUCGGAACCCUAACCCUAAAUCUCAGUUUCAAAAUGGCUGAACCAAUCACGGAGGAGCAGCCUCCUCCACCUGCUCCUGACCCUAAUUCUACCUUCCCUCCUCCGUCCGAUUUUGAUUCCAUCUCGAUCCCUCCGUUCGAUGAUCAUUUCUACCAUUCUGGCUCCGAUCACACUCCGAUUGGUGAACUCAUGUCCGAUCUGGGGUUUCCCGAUGGUGAAUUCGAGCUCACUUUCGAUGGUAUGGACGAUCUUUACUUCCCUGCUGAGAAUGAGUCGUUUCUCAUCCCUGUGAAUACGUCGAAUCAAGAACAGUUUGGUGAUUUUACGCCGGAGUCUGAAGGUUCUGGAAUUUCCGGUGAUUGUCUUGUUCUUCCCAAAGAUGUCGAUAAGAGUAUUACAACUUCCGGUUGCAUUAACCGGGAUUCCGAUGAUCGUUGCUCCGGUGCUGACCGUAGUUUAGAUCUACCGACUCCAUUGUCGUCUCAGGGUUCGGGUAAUUGCGGUUCUGAUGUUUCGGAAGCUACAAAUGAAUCGUCGCCUAAAUCAAGAAACGUUGUUGUCGACCAGAAGGUUAAAGUGGAAGAAGCUGCCACUACGACGACGUCUAUUACCAAGAGGAAGAAAGAGAUCGAUGAGGAUUUGACUGACGAGUCUAGGAACAGUAAGUACAGGAGAUCGGGAGAGGAUGCAGACGCUAGUGCUGUUACCGGUGAAGAAGAUGAGAAAAAGAAAGCUAGACUCAUGAGAAACCGUGAAAGUGCUCAGCUUUCGAGGCAGAGGAAGAAACAUUACGUGGAGGAGCUGGAAGAGAAGGUUAGGAAUAUGCAUUCCACGAUUACGGAUUUGAACGGUAAGAUUUCGUAUUUCAUGGCUGAGAAUGCUACUCUAAGGCAGCAAUUGGGCGGCAAUGGAAUGUGCCCGCCGCAUCUUCCACCACCUCCGAUGGGAAUGUAUCCACCUAUGGCUCCAAUGCCUUAUCCAUGGAUGCCUUGUCCGCCUUAUAUGGUGAAGCAACAAGGAUCUCAAGUGCCUUUGAUUCCCAUUCCUAGGUUGAAACCACAGAACACUCUUGGAACAUCCAAGGCUAAGAAGUCGGAGAGUAAGAAGAGUGAAGCUAAGACCAAGAAGGUGGCCAGUAUUAGUUUUCUAGGUCUUCUGUUUUGUCUAUUUUUGUUUGGUGCAUUGGCUCCAAUUGUGAACGUUAACUAUGGAGGAAUUAGUGGUGCCUUUUAUGGGAACUAUAGGUCUAAUUAUAUUAGUGACAAGAUUUACAGUCAGCAUAGGGAUAGAGUUUUGGAUACAUCUCGUAGUGGUGCUGGUACUGGGGUUCCUAAUAGUAAUGGGAUGCGUUGCGGGAGAGAUUCUGACCGAGGAACAAGAAAUAAUAUAUCUGCAACAGAGAGCUCCGUACCUCCUGGAAAUGGUAGUGAGCCUCUAGUUGCAUCACUCUUUGUUCCGAGGAAUGACAAGCUUGUAAAGAUAGAUGGGAAUUUGAUUAUCAAUUCUAUAUUGGCGAGUGAGAAAGCUGUGGCUUCGCGAAAGGCUUCUGAAUCAAAGGAGAGGAAAGCUGACUUGAUGAUCUCUAAAGAUUACUCCCCUGCACUGCCUCUACCUGACGUGGGAAGGACCGAGGAUAUGGCUAAGCAUCUCUAUAGAUCUAAGGCUGAAAAACAGAAAGCUCUAUCCUCUGGCUCUGCUGAUACCCUGAAAGACCAAUUCAAAACAAAAGCAGCCAACGGUGAAAUGCAGCAAUGGUUCCGUGAAGGUGUUGCAGGGCCCAUGUUUAGUUCAGGGAUGUGCACUGAAGUGUUUCAGUUUGAUGUAUCCUCAACCUCUGGAGCCAUCAUUCCUGCAUCUCCAGCAACCAAUGUCUCUGCUGAACACGGUAAGAACACCACAGAGACACACAAGCAAAAGAACAGAAGAAUCCUUCGUGGUCUUCCCAUUCCACUCCCGGGAUCAGAUUUUAACCUCACCAAAGAGCACCAAAGAAACAGCAGUAGCAAAGAAAUCAAGCCUGCCUCAUCAAUGGUUGUAUCUGUGCUUGUUGAUCCCAGAGAAGGCGGUGAUGGAGAUAUAGAUGGGAUGAUUGGGGGACCAAAAUCACUGUCUCGAGUUUUUGUAGUCGUGCUCCUGGACAGUGCAAAGUAUGUAACAUACUCCUGUGUCCUACCUCGAUCAGGAGCUCCUCAUCUUGUGACAACUUAAAGACAUUUGAGGAUUGAAACAUAUUUCAGCAGGUCUUCUCUCCUCUAGGCUUUGUAUGUAAAAGAAUAAAUGCCUGCUCUUUGGUAUGAAGUAAUAUCCUUAGCUAAUACCGUUGUCCGGUUUUUGUUUCCAGAUGUAGAAUCCGAAUGCUGUAACUUUUUUUAUACCUUUUAUAAACUUAUAACCUUAGA
This is a messenger RNA of Arabidopsis arenosa, 2439 nucleotides long. Lineage: Eukaryota; Viridiplantae; Streptophyta; Magnoliopsida; Brassicales; Brassicaceae. The record is from the annotation of a GenBank genome assembly.